CCAAUUUUCCACGACGGCACCAAGGAGUGGAUGUGCUGCCACAAGCGAAGCCACGAUUUCUCGCUCUUCCUCUCCAUCCCAGGCUGCAAGCAAGGCAAGCACACCACUGAGAAGCCAAAACCAAUCUCCCCUGCAGCACCAGCACCAGCACCACCAAUGCCAUCCCCUGUUCGAGCAGCAGGAGUGACAGCAGAGGCAGCAACCGCGGCAACAGAAGCAUCGCCAGCAGCAGUAGCAUCGUCGCAGCAGCAGGCAGCGUGCAAUAGAUGCUCUCAGGGCUUCUUUUGCUCUGAUCACAGUGCACGGCAAG
This is a messenger RNA of Closterium sp. Naga37s-1, 310 nucleotides long. The record is from the annotation of a GenBank genome assembly. NCBI's taxonomy places the organism in Eukaryota, Viridiplantae, Streptophyta, Zygnematophyceae, Desmidiales, Closteriaceae.